This is a messenger RNA of Trichoderma citrinoviride, 657 nucleotides long. RefSeq lists its product as hypothetical. Lineage: Eukaryota; Fungi; Ascomycota; Sordariomycetes; Hypocreales; Hypocreaceae. Bases 1 to 657 code for a protein of 218 amino acids. Gene Ontology annotation, biological process: GPI anchor biosynthetic process. Gene Ontology annotation, cellular component: glycosylphosphatidylinositol-N-acetylglucosaminyltransferase (GPI-GnT) complex. The transcript is spliced from 2 exons. The record is from RefSeq and is a predicted model, not a curated record.
AUGCUCACCACGGCCCCCCGCCUGCGCAUCCGCCGCCCCUCGCCCACAACCGCCGAGUUCACCGUCACCACGCUCCCGCCGCGGACGCUGCCCCUGCGCCUCCUCUGGCUGCUGCUCCUCGCCCUGCGCGUCUCCCUCUCCCUCGUCGCGCUGCUCAUCCUCUACGCGCGCUGGCUGUCGCCGCCGCCGCCGCUGCUCUCGCUGGACCGCCUCGUCUUCGCGCUCGACGCCUUCCAAACCACCCCCGCCGGAACGCUGCUUGCCCGCAUAGCGGCCUCCGUGUCGCUGCCUCUGCUGCUGCCCGUCGCGGCGGCGGUGUUUUACGCGCUGAGCCUGCGGGUGCAUCGGGAAGAGAGCUUGCUGGUGCUUCGGGGCCUGGGCGUGCAGACGAGCGAGAGCCCCGCGACGUACCUCGCCGGCGCGGCGACGCGCUUCAUCCCGACGGAGAAGAUCCAGGACAUCCUCGUGAACGAGGCGUUCCUGGGCUUCGAGGUCAGGUAUUACCUCGUCGUGGUGGUCGAGGGGGAGGAGGACGUCGUGGUUGUGUUUCCGGGCUUGUUGCCCAGGCGGAGGAUCGUGGAGACGGUGUGGAGGGGGGUGAGGGAGUGUUUGUAUGAGGGGAGGGGGGAGGAGAGGAUUGAUAAGUCGGGGAGUUGA